AUGGGUUCCAAGGCACAUGUAUGCACAGUAUACCUGUUGUUGCUGUUUGCUUUUACCAGCGAAGCUCUGCCCAAUACCUUUGAUGUCACGAAAUAUGGUGCCAAGGCAGGAUCGGAUAUCACUAAGGCUUUAUUGAGUGCGUGGGAAAGAGGGAUGUGCAGCAGCGGGUUCCGGCAAAGUCGUGGUACCAAAAGGAAGUACUUUUUAGGCGUGGUGGAUUUGAUAGCCCUUGCAAGGAACCUACGGUUUGACUUCGUCACCAACAGCAUAGUUGAGGACGUAACUUCCAUCGAUAGCAAGCAGUUCCACGUCAAUGUCCUCGGCAGCAAAAACCUCACCUUCCAGCGGUUUUCAGUGAAAGCCCCGGGACAUAGUCUCAACACCGAUGGAAUUCACAUUGGACGAUCGGAGGGGAUCAACAUAAUUAAUUCAAACAUUGUCACCGGUGAUGAUUGCAUCUCCAUUGGCCAGGGGAGCAAGCAAGUACGAAUCACAAAUGUAAGGUGCGGACACGGGCAUGGCAUUAGUGUUGGAAGCUUAGGAAAGUACGAGAAGGAAGAACCUGUGUCCGGAAUUUAUGUAAAGAAUUGCACAAUAUACGACACUGACAAUGGCGUGAGAAUUAAGACUUGGCCCGCAUUGUAUGGUGGCAUUGCGUCGAAUAUCCAUUUCGAGGACAUCGUCAUGCAGAACGUCAGCAAUCCCAUCAUUAUAGAUCAAAUGUACUGCCCAUGGAACCUAUGCAAUCGGAAGAAGCCAUCAAAAGUUCAAAUCAGCGACGUCAGCUUCAAGAAUAUUCAAGGAUCGUCAAGAACGCCCACGGCCGUUCAAAUUACGUGCAGCAGCAGCGUACCAUGCAAGGACAUUGUGCUUUCUAACGUUAACCUCAAGUACACCGGAUCUAAGGGAUCUGCAAAAUCUAAAACAGUGCGUAUGCACGCGCGAGAAAAGGAAUUGCGGGUGCGGCAACACCGAUCCUUCCGCGUCCAACACGACUAG
This is a messenger RNA of Manihot esculenta (cassava), 999 nucleotides long. Its product is annotated as exopolygalacturonase-like. Bases 1 to 999 code for a protein of 332 amino acids. The record is from RefSeq and is a predicted model, not a curated record. Gene Ontology annotation, molecular function: polygalacturonase activity. NCBI's taxonomy places the organism in Eukaryota, Viridiplantae, Streptophyta, Magnoliopsida, Malpighiales, Euphorbiaceae. The transcript is spliced from 5 exons. Gene Ontology annotation, biological process: carbohydrate metabolic process.